Messenger RNA from Mizuhopecten yessoensis (Yesso scallop), 7929 nucleotides. RefSeq lists its product as uncharacterized. NCBI's taxonomy places the organism in Eukaryota, Metazoa, Mollusca, Bivalvia, Pectinida, Pectinidae. The transcript is spliced from 14 exons. Bases 530 to 5581 code for a protein of 1683 amino acids. The record is from RefSeq and is a predicted model, not a curated record.
ACCAGUGAAGAGCGGGGGUCGACGGUGGGAAGAAAUAGUGCUACUUUUCCCUCGUGUGAGCACCACAGCUCUUGAAAAGCUAUGUAUAUAUAUAUAUAUAUACUAGUUGCCAAAUAUGACAAGAUCUUCAACUAGAAGCUUCAGAAUCUUUUGUGAUAUUGUCAGUGGGGGAUUCUUAGACUGACGAAAAGUCUGCGUACGUUUCCAGGGAACUAAAACUGUGCAUCUCUUUUAACUUUCUGGUGGAACAAAAUGAAAAAAAUAUUCGCAACUUGGAGCUGAUUUCAGGACUCAAGUGGUUUGAUGGGAACUAGACUUCAACAAGGAAAGGCGAAAAUAUUGGCCACCCUGGUUCCCAUGGUAACAGUCGGUAGAUGUCUGGUGUGAGGAGGCUUCAUCAGUGAGGCUGGAGAGACAGGAGGCUGUUUUACACCAUUCACAAUGGAUGUCUGCCUCCUGUAGAGCUCAGCUGGAGGUGGUCACAAGAUGGAUACUUAUGGAUCUCCAGUUGUGGCAGGUUGCUAGAUAAAUGGCCACAAGGAAGCCCCCUAAUGAGAUUGAACCCGAGACGUGCUUUGUCGCCCUCCCGACAUCGGAGCGCCAGAUUGUACCGGCUGUCCAGCUGGAGCAACGUCAAAUCAAGAUGACCUACCUCACUGAGGCCGAGAUGCCACCAGCAUCUAUCGCCGCAGCAACUACAUCCAGUGGUGAGUCACCAAUGAGUGCAGACAUCACCCUGGAUGAGGAUAUAUCUGGUCAGUCCAUCGCCAUGGGAACCAGUGGUGGCCAAUUAUUGAUGCCACAAGGGCUGUCUCCCUCUCCAGACGUGUCGCAGGUUUUGGAGUUCUUCGAGGAGCAGGAUAAGUCCAGUAAGGGUGAAGGGGUCAAAAAAGUACCUGUCAAGCCACGAACACCCAGCCCUAGUCCGGUCCGCCAGAGUGUAGGCUUGGAUCACCUUGAUAACCUGGUACGGUUGAUGGAGCAACUGUCCAACCUUAAAGGUGAGAACUCCAAACUGAAAAGGAAGUGCGCCUAUCUUGAAAGUACAAAGAGCAUAUUGGAGGUGAAGACAGCCCUGGAGCAGGAAAUAAUGACACAGUCGGAGUACAGCUACACGAGGUCCAAGCAGGCGUCCUACAGUAAGCACAAGGUCAGUCGGCCUAGGCUUCCUAGUGCUGAGGACAUGUGCUUCUUUGAACUGGAGCAGACUGCUUCGGACUCGUACAGCCCAAAACGUUCCAAGCAUGUUACCCACAAGCGAAGUCGCUCAACCGGCUCUCUUGACAUUCCAUCCGAAAUCCUGGAACAAUCAGGAGAAGAGGACAAUUCAGAUAAACUCCACUCAAAGUCCUAUGAAAAGACAGAAAAAUCUAAAGGUUUAAAAUCUUCCUCUUCAAAACGCAAAUCUAAGGUGUCAAAUUGGGUGAAGUUUAAAAGAGUUAUAAGCAAGCCUAGAUUUCCAGAGGAUAUUGGAUUUAGUUUAAAAUCAAUUAAAGACUUAGGUAAGGGUAGCAAAGAAUUGACUGUCCCAAUCAGCACAAUGGAAAAUCGGUCUGUGGACAGUGGGGUGGGAAGUGGGCUUGAGGUCGAGAGUCAUGAGGUUCGGAGGUCAACAUCAUCAGGAGAGCCAUCUAGUCCAACACAGGGUCGUGACCUUGGGGUUGAAGGUGAAGGAGAAGAGGAAGAUGAGGAUGAAGAGUUUGGGACAGAAAUUUGGAUGGGGGACCCAGAAUGGCUAGAGAAACAUGAAAGUGAGAUAGAAUCAGAUGUCACCAAGGAGGUAGUUGUUUUAAAUACAGCAGGUGAGCAGUAUUUAAAUGUAGCGAUUCCUCGCCGAAAGUCUAGCCCAUCCCUACUGGACGAAACACCUGACCUGACUGAUGAAUAUCUCAACCUAAGACGUUCAUCUAGCUACAAAGGGAGGUCAUCACAUGGUGAUUUGUCCGAACUCAAGGUCACCCACACUGACUCUCCAAAACUGGGGAAGAAAAAACCAACGUGGGGAAAACGCGUCAAAAGUAUAGUUCACACGCGUAAGGAUAGUAUAAAACGUAAACUGAUCGGGAAAAAAGGGGAACUUGAACACAGCAAUGAAGAACUACUAGAGUCAGAGGUUUGUGAGGAACGGUAUGCAGAACAGGAAGGACCUCUGGGAAGGUCCACGCCAAAAACAUCUCCCAUCUGUAUCCCACGCCACAAGAGCUCAGAAGAAUCAGACCAGGGGGCAAGGGCACGAACAUUUCUUAUACAGUCCGGCUCCAUCGACAUGGAAGCAUUACUAGGUGGAGUAUCUGAUGAAUUUACCAAAAAGAUAGAACAGUGGGAGGAAAAGAAAAGUCAACAGUCUUCUGUCAAAGGAGAGAAGGGACGAGAGGAGCGCGUGCCACGGGACUCCCGAGAAGUGUCACCAGAAGGGGCCAGCAUGAGCGCUGAGCCCACAGUAGUGAAUGUGGAGGAGCUACAGCAGAAACUCACCGAGAGCUUCAGUAAAAAACUGGAGGAAUGGGAGAGAAUCAAGUACCGCAAAGACAGCGCAAGUCCCCCCCUGGAUAACAAAGACGCAACAAAAGUGUCAAGUCAAAUUCAUAAGGAUGACAGACUGGGCAGCAGAAAAGUUAAGGCUGAUAAGGACCGCAGCAAGCUGGAACGCCGGCGUGAACGCGAACUCCAGCGUGUGGAACGUGAACAACAAAAGUUGGAGAGGGACCGGAUUCGGAUAGAGAAGGAACGCCUCAAAGCCCUGGAACGUGAGGCACGGAUUGAGAAGAUGAAAGGGCGUCUUAGCCAACCAGACCUGGAAGCCAAACUGAACUCUCCUAUAUAUAGCCCCCUAGGAGAGUACAAAGUUACAACAGAGUUUGCACGUAAGUUGUACGAGUGGGAACAGAGGAGAGAGGGAGCAUCGUCUGCUUCUCUAGAGCAGCAGCGCAUCUGUGAGCUCCCAGGAGACAAGAGUAAAGGGGAUAGUGAGGGGGAGGAACACAGAUUGGCUAAAGGACAGAAGCCCCCUCCCCUCACACUACAGCCUUGUUUUGACUCCCCAGAGGAGGCCUCGCCCGGAGACAAGUCCUCCGAGGCAAGCUUUGGGGACGAUACCUCACUGACGGUGGAAAGUAUGACGGAGUCCAAUCUCACAAGCCUGGAGAAGGCUAACUGCCAGUUGAUGGAGCGCCUCCAUGAGAAGGAGAUAGAAUAUGAGGGUCUACAGGAGGAUGUCAAAGGGCUGGCAGAGAAACUGGACCAAGUCAAAUUCCAACAUUCCAAGGACAUAGAGAGCUAUAAGCAGAAAUGCAUUACAGGUGAGCAGCAUAUAGCUCCGCCCCUCGGACUAGCCACACAGGUUCAGCAGCUGGAGGCCAAAAUCGAUGAACUCAAGGACUUUGGUGAGAACCUGGCCCUGUCUAUGGAGAGUGCAGCGAUCUGUAAGUGGCAGAGCAUUGAGGGACAAGAGAAUGUGAACUCCAGGCUGGUACAACUACUGGAAGAGAUGAAGGGCGUACUCAUGCAGGCCUCGCAAUCAGAGGAAUGUUUCUACACAUCUGACGCCCUGGGUAAUUUUGAAAAGUUGUAUGGACAGGCUAUGCAACUACAGGUCCAGCUGAGUAACCUUAGGCUGAGCCAAUUGGAGAGGAACAAGGAAAUCAUGACGAUGAAGCGCCAACUGCUGUUACAGGAAGCGAACAACCUCCUACUACAGGCGGACAUCACACGGCGGGAGACGGAACUACAUUACUACAAGUCUCAGACCAAACGUGGCCCCUCCAUCAAACGUUGGAACACAUUUUCAAUAGUGGAAGGACGAACGGACGAAACCAAAGAUGCUGACAGUGUUCCGCCAUACAAAAGAUACUCCCAAAUCCUCAAAGACAGUGGCGAGCCAUCAGUAAUGGCUGCUGUCCUAGAAACACCCAUGGCAGUUAAUAAGAAGCAGGUGGUUGAGCCGUUGAUGGACCAGACAAGACAAUCAACAGCUAGUAGUGCUCAAAGUAUGUUUUACCUUGAUAACUUCCCGGAGUCCAAAUCUGAACUUCAACAAGUUUCCGAUAGAGAGCCCAUAGAGAAGGAAAUUGAACGUGUAGAAACAGAAGAUUCCGUCCAGUUGUCGGAAGGACAAGCGAGAAUAAUUAACGUUUCUCACAGUCCUGGCGGUGAGAUGCCCACGGUCAAACUACCCACUGCCAGCAUAUCUCUGCCACAGCCUUACAAACCUCAGCCUGUUCUUCCACAGGUCAUCCGUCAGCAAGCAAUGAUGUUACUUUGUAGACGUGCACCUCAAAGGGAGGAUGAAACGUUCACAUCAAAUUUGGUCUCAAGGAGUGCUACAAAACCACCACAAGUGAAAAAUUCUAAGGAAAUUUCUAGACAUAAAUCAGGCGACAGUGAUUUUGGUUUGCCUGCCAGACUACCUGCUACAAGUGAAGCGAGCAGUCGUCCCUCUCUGUCAGACUUGACAAGCGACUCUAUGUCGCAGUCAAUGGAUGACACUGAGGACAGCCUGUACGAGACUGAUGUCUUUUUCAGCAGCGUCUCAAGUCUAAAGCAGGUAAAGAGUGCGCCAGCGUCCCAGUGUGGGCGUGGGUCCCACAGAGAUACAGACUACGGGACUAAGGUUCAUAUCAGUCCUGCCGUCAGUCCCAUAAUCUCUAAACGCAGAACUCACCCUGCUUCUUUGCCCCGCACAAGACAAGUGUCGUAUGCUCAGCGAAUACGGCCAGCCGAGGAGCUGAUGGAAGAGAGCCGACGAUACAGAAAGGGACAUUCUGUUUAUAUGUCACGCAUUCUUCGCAAAUACGCCACCACUGGUCACAUGGAGAAACAUGCAGAACUAGUCCUAAAAGGAUAUGAUGACAAGGAAAAUGUCACGGAAGGAUAUGUGAAAAGUAUCGUCAAAAAGAUGUCUAGAGAGAGUACCCCGGAUUAUGAAAGUAGGAUUCACGAUAUUGUUAACUCUUCGCAGACAAAAUCCACAUUUGUUCCAAGUAUGGUACAAAAGUUGUCAACAGCAAGUGAACCUGACCAGACGCGUAGUAGUGUUCCAUUGUCUGAUCUCACAAACGGUGGUGGAAAGAAGGUUAAAUAUCUCGCCGAAGCGUACAGUAGUACUAGUUCUAUUAGUGCAGCUCAAACGCAGGGAACACUUCGCCGCUCCGAGUCUCCGCUUGGCUUCUCAUCCAUGCCUACCCUCCAGGUGGAGCAAAAAUCAUCUGACUUUGCAUAUAGGGAGCGUGCAGCUACCACGGCAACCUGUCAGGACGAUCCUGCAACGCCUGUAGCUGCAGCUACCAAAGACUCAUCACCACAACACAGCAUCCCAUCACACCAACAAUUCCCAAAGUUACAAAAAGUUAAAAAAUUAGGUAAGGUAAAAAUGGGAACCAUUGGUUUCCUCUGUCAACAGACAAUGGUGGAUCUAGGCAUCACACAGGUAUCACAGUGUGAAUCGGUUACUCACCUCAAACUGACAGUGGCCCGACCUCCAGGGCCAAGGUCUGGGGAAGGAGCCUCUGGUACCACGACUGAAGACAGGAGAUCCAGGACUAGCUGGAUACAGAAAAAGUUCUUCAAAACCUCCAAGAGCUGACACUGAUCAAUUGAAGUUCAGGACAAGCAUACCAGGAGCAGCCUAAAUAUCAGACCAGGCGACAGCUGCAUAUAUCUACAGUAUACUGACAGUAGAGCUGAUAUCACCACUGAUGUUUCUACAGUUUUACUGAUGUAUCAAUGAAGGGUAGCUACAGAACAGCUGAUAAACCUGCAGUAUACCUACAGUAUAUCUACAGUAUACUUACAGUACAGCUGAAUACCAUGCAGUAUACCUUCAGUACAUCUAUAGUCAAGUUGUUAUCACUGCAGUAUACUGUUAUACCUACAGUACAGCUGAUAUCUCAGUGCAGUAGAGAUACAGUACAGCUGGUGUAUCAGCUGGAAUAUGAUGCAGUAUAGAUUCAGUAAAGCUGGAAUAUACUGCAGUAUAGAUUCAGUACAGCUGGAAUAUACUGCAGUAUAGAUUCAGUACAGCUUGUGUAUCACUGUUAUAGCUAAGAUAUACUGCAGUAUUGAUUCAGUACAGCUGCUGUAUCACUGGUACAGCUGGAAUACACUGCAGUAUAGAUUCAGUACAGCUAUUGUAUCACUGCACUGUAUAUUCAGUUCAGAUGUACACACUGUUUCAUCAGUGUAAAGACCGACACUGCAUACUUUCCAUAGUUUCUGUGUUCGGACUUGAGAUGUUAUCUAUAUUUAGUAACAUUGUUAAAAGCAGCACAGAGUCCUUGGUGUAUAUUACAUUGGAGUCACUGCAGUGGACCUUUGGUCUGGAUGUCAUCAAUAGAAUGGAGAAUAAAAAUCUAAUCCAACUCUGGUCAGUAGACCCAGAAAAUACAUUAUCAAGUCUGGCUAUCGUCCGUAGUCUGGAUUAUAUUCCGGGUAACGGAAUUGUUUCAGCACUGUUACUGUUCCACAAACCAAAUCUCACAUGAAAUAACUAAGUUAGAGGAGUUCAAUUAUUGCAAUUCUAUCAAAUAUCAUAAAUUAUACUAUUUUAAAGGUACUAUUUAUCAGCCAUAUUUCCUAGCAGUAUAUAACUGAAAUAACUUAUACAUGUAUAAGGAAUGUAUCAUGUAGUUGUACAGUGGAACUUCGUUUGUCUGGACUCCAGGAAAAUGGCUUUCUGGAAACCUGUACCAAAGAUCUUAAUUCUUGUUUUCGAUCCUUUAUUUCGUAACCUUUUUCGGAAGCUGACUUGUCCAGAUUUUCGAAGGUUCCACCAUAUUUACAGCACCAUGCUACAUGAAAUACAGAAUAUUCUUGGAACAAGAAAUGGUAAAAUAUUUCCAAGUUGCUAUCAUUUCUUAACAGACAUUUAAUUUGUCAAAAAUAGAUUGAAAUAUGAUAUUUGAGUUUGUAUAAAAUUCCUAUUACAACUUGAGAUCUUUCCAUGGAAUUUUGGACCCUUGAGUUUCAAGAAUAUUGUGUUUAACGUGUCAGCUGGGGAAAAAAAUGUAUCUUACCUUUAGUAAAUCUUUUAAGACAAGGGAGAUAACUUUGUGAAAAUAUUGAUACAAAAUAUUUAUAUUAUUUAUCUGGAUAAUAAGAAUCACAAUGACUUGAAAAUGUAUUGAAUAUAUACUUGAAUUCAAUUUAUCAUAAAUUGACAGUUAUGUUGAUAUAUUCAAUAGCUGAAUAAAGUUGAAUUUAAGCAUCUAUACCAAAUUUUGAUAUUACAGGGUUGAACUUCAUACAUCAUUCUUGAAUCGGAAUAUACAUUUUUCCAAAUGUUAGGAUAUGAAUAAUCACAACACAAAUGUAGGAGGGUUCACAGAUCCAUGUCAUGCAUUAUCAUAGUGUUAACGAAUAAGCCAGGAGAGGUUCAAAAGAAGUAGUAACUUCAUUGUGACCUAAAACAGCUCAGUGAGAUGAGAUAGGAAACAGCUGUUCAAAUCGGAAUCGUGUACAGUGGACUAGAUUGACAUCAAAACAGUUUUACACUAAAUUUGUCAAAAGGGAUGCUUUUAUUUAACAGCUAAAACGGUAAAUAUCUGAAUUAAUGCCUGAAAAAGCAUUCUAGAUGAUCAGAUUUUGCUCAGAGGUUUUGCCAUUAGCUUUCAGGAAAUUAUACCCUAAUUAUCAUGAUGCUUUUUUUUUAAUAUUGGAGGUAAUCUCAAUCAUAAUUUUGUGUGUGUAGGCCUUACUAAUACUAGUAUUCUAAGGCCUCCGUCACUCUGCCUCUCGAUUUGAGAUGUGUUUUUUUGCGGGUAGUGCCAUUUCUACUUCUGCCAGACCAUGAUUACAAUGCAUCAUUUGGCUAAGCCAAUAUCAAGCUUGUAUUUUUACGCCUUCGUAGCUGUGAUCUCUUCUCAUAAUAUUUCGAUGUACUCAUUGCAUGCGAGAUGUGUAAUCAAUUAAGGUUCAAUAAAUUAUUAAUAGCAA